Molecule: messenger RNA, 822 nt
Organism: Osmerus eperlanus (European smelt)
Lineage: Eukaryota; Metazoa; Chordata; Actinopteri; Osmeriformes; Osmeridae
Product: somatostatin-1-like
Exons: 2
Coding region: 404-742 (112 amino acids)
Biological process (GO): regulation of cell migration
Cellular component (GO): extracellular region
Molecular function (GO): hormone activity
Source: RefSeq, a predicted model, not a curated record
UGUAAUAGUGAGGUCACAUAUUCUCUGGGCAAAAUGUGACCAAUCAAUUUAUUUUAAAGCCCUGCACACUUGAAAACAUAUUUUCUAUGUAAGUCAAUUACAGGGAACUUAAUGUUUAACAAAACCAAGCACUUUAUCCUUUCAAAGUCAGAUUCACUAUGGCCUGCUCUUUUAUGUAAAACUAUUAAUGGGGAAGUUUGGAGUGGAAACAGCUUUCACUUACUUGCGGUGUCUAAUUAGGAGAAUUUUUGCCAUCAGAAUUAGUCAGAGUGGUUUGAGGGUGUGUAAAUUAAAAUCUUAAUUUCACUAAUUGCUCUCUCUGCGUCAGACAGCCCCUUGUGAGGGUCUAUAAAGCUGGAGGCUGUGGGAUGCUUGGAGAGGUUGCAGGACUAAACUGCUCAUCAUGAGGGUCCAGUUGAGGUCCGUUCUUCUCCUGCUGGCGUGGAGCGACCUGGAGACUUUGGCUCUCCCCCUAGAUGGAGGACUAAGACUACAGAGACAUCAGGACUGGGCUCCAGAGCGGAGGGGCUUGCUGCAGCAGGUGUUAGCACAGCUGUCCUCAGACUACCCAGACUCCAACCAGCUGCAUCUGCAGAGAGACCAGGAGGAGAGAAACCAGGAGAGGGACCAGGAGGAAAGGGACCAGGAGGAGAGAGACCAGGAGGCGAGAUCACUCAGAGCACCUCCUCGACACAGAUUUAGCUGUAAGAACUUCUUUUGGAAGACCUACUCCAUCUGCUGACAGUUGCGUCGACCAGCCCAACCACCACUAUCAAUGUUAACACUUAGCAACAAGUGAAUUCAUGAAUAAACAGCAACCAG